Molecule: messenger RNA, 348 nt
Organism: Mesorhabditis spiculigera
Lineage: Eukaryota; Metazoa; Nematoda; Chromadorea; Rhabditida; Rhabditidae
Source: the annotation of a GenBank genome assembly
AUGGUCGCCCCCACAUUCGCUACACCCAAAGCCGAGCAAACGGCAUCCAAUUGCGAGCCGGAGCCGCGGACGCUUUGCUCGAUUGGUGGCGACUGUCUACGCCACCUCGUCCUCUACGGCUUCUUGGCCAUCGUCAUCGCGUUGGCCUUCGCCUAUUACGCCACGCGCUCUCUAGCCUUACUCGGAGUCAUUGGAUUCCUGGUGAUCGGCUUCUGCCUCUCGAUUCCGGCCCUCAUUCGCUUCUUCAUCGCCACGGAAGGCAGACCGGUGGUUGUCCGGAUGGAGACACGGCAAAGAGAUUCAUCAAAACCGUAUCCUGUCUACACCAUCCCCUCGGAAUUCAUCGUC